Molecule: messenger RNA, 2686 nt
Organism: Triplophysa rosa
Lineage: Eukaryota; Metazoa; Chordata; Actinopteri; Cypriniformes; Nemacheilidae
Gene: plin2
Product: perilipin 2
Exons: 7
Coding region: 1047-2459 (470 amino acids)
Biological process (GO): positive regulation of triglyceride storage; lipid storage
Cellular component (GO): lipid droplet; cytosol
Source: RefSeq, a predicted model, not a curated record
UAUCUUGAUGGACAGACUUAUUUAGAUAUCUUUAGAUUAUAGUAUUUAUUGUGCAUGGUUUCACCGCUGUUUCCUUGGCAUUGUUCCCUACAGAAUUUCUUUAUAUUUAAAAAUAUAUGUUAUAUUGUGUUGCGGUAUAUACGUGAGGUCAUUCAAACACACUGGAAAUCUGAGGAUUUUUUUAUUGACCUGUAGCUCAUAUCUUACACCACAAAGCAAACAUUUAUAUUACAACAGAAAACAAAUUAAAAUGAGACCACACACAUUUAAAUAAAAAAAUUAGGGGUACUCCAGUCUAACGUAAGGUGAAUUCGUGUAAACUGGGACACUGUUAAAAAGUGUCCGGUAUUUACACUACAUCCAAAGUACAUUACAUUGCACUUACAGUAUAGUACAGUUCAUGACGGACUUCAGAGACGCUUGAAUAGACCAACACAUGUUGGAUGACAUCAUGUCACAUAUCGUGUACUUUGGUCUACAUCUCAUCAUUUCUUUGUAAUGUGAUAAACCAAUAACUUGUGGGUAUUCAUAGAUCAUAGUCCAUACACCAUAUUCAUUAACCAUUCAUUUAUCUCAAGGGUUAAUUGAUACGGAUGUUGACGUUCGUCUGUGAACUUUCACCCAAAUACCACGUUUAUUAGGUCAGCAAAAAAGGAACGUGCUUUUGAGUCACACCAGGUUUCGGUUUUUGUCAAUCUUUCUCCAAGAACAAGUUUACAGAUAUUAAAAUGUGAUUUUUGAAGGCAAAAUCCACGCCAGUGUCUCGUUAUUAGUUUGUGUUAUUCGCAAGUCGUAUGUAGUUUGAAUGUCCGGAUGAAACCCCGUCAGCGCGCGCAUGACCUUUGCAUUACAUCACACCACAACACACCGCGUGACGUCAUCGCCGGUGCUCACAGAGUCGCUAUAAAAGCAGGAGCAGCCGCUCAUUUCCCAGCAAAAUAGUUCGGUGAGAAUUCACAUCCUCGUUUCCGACAGUCAGAACACCACAACAGGUAAAGUGAAUUUUCUUUUGUUUUGUCAGUUCUGUCACAUUUUGUUCUUGAAUUAUGUUUUUUCUUACGUUUUUCUGUACUUUCUGUUUUGAAAAAGGAACUUCUGCUUGUCCACUACUGUUGUUGUACUCUUUACCUAUUCUUUUUUUCAAUUACAGCGACAUGGCUUCUGUAGAUGUUAUGACAAACCAGAACGUAGUUGCCCGAGUGGCUAACCUUCCCUUGAUCAUUUCCACCUACGAUAUUGUGUCGAAUGUGUACUGCCACACCAAAGACAAUCAUCCGUAUCUGAAGUCUGUGUGCGAAGCAGCUGAGAACAGUGUGAAAACUUUCACCUCUGCCGCUUUCAACACAGCUUUACCUUACAUUGGAAAACUCGAGCCACAGAUUUCUCUGGCUAACACGCUGGCAUGCAAAGGACUGGACAAGAUAGAAAAGACCUUGCCGAUCCUACACAAACCCUCAGAUGAGAUUGUUGCAAAUGCUAGAGAGGCAGUGACAGGAGCCAAGGAAACAGUCACUGGGACUAUGAAUGGUGCCAAAGAGACGGUGUCUCAUAAACUGAGUGGAGUGAUGGACAGAACCCGCGAGGCGGUGCAGGACAGCAUGGAAAUAACCAAGACGGUGGUCAGUGGUGGAGUCCAAACAGUGAUGGAGAGCAAGGUGGUCAAGCUGGUGAGCGGCGGAGUGGACACGGCACUGAGUACAUCUGAGACCCUGCUAGAGCAAUACCUUCCUGAAACUGAGGAGGAGAAAGCGUCUGGAGAGAAAAACAAUGUAGGAUUUGAGAACGACGGAGAUGCACCCAGUUACUAUGUGCGUCUGGGGUCUCUCUCCACCAAAGUGAGAGAAAGGGCUUACCGGAGAGCUGUGGUCAAGGUUCGUAAUGCCGUGCGGCACAGCCAAGAGUCCAUAUCCCAGCUGAACCACACCAUGGAUCUGAUUGAAUAUACCCGAAAGAACCUCAAUGGUGCUAACCAGAAGGUUCAUGAGAAAAUGUGUUCACUGAUGGGAUGGAAGAAUAUGUCUCAGAGUCACGAAGAGAACGACAAGAUCACAGACAAUGAAGCAGAGCAAAUUGAAUCUCGCACCUUGACCAUCGCCCACAAUCUCAGCCAGCAGCUUCAGAGCACAUGUCUGGUCCUGGUGUCCAGUCUGAAAGGUCUUCCUCAACACGUCCAGGUCCAAGCCCUCUCCGUCAGUCACUCGGCCAUGGAGAUCUACACCAGCUUCAAUAAAGCUGCUGUCAUGGGAGAUCUGUCUGAUACAAUCCUCACCAGCAGUAGAUCUCAGAUGAACAGGAUACAAGACUCGAUGGAUAACGUCAUGGACUAUCUGAUCAACAAUACGCCGCUAAAUUGGCUGGUAGGUCCAUUUUACCCACACGUGGGACGCGCGGAUGCAAACGGAGUCAAACCCGGGCAAUCCACGAGCUGUCACCCUGAAUUAGAGAUGCUGUCAAUGUAAAAAAUAUUUUUCACAUAAAUACAAUCAUACAUUCAUGCGAGUCAAUCUGUGUCUGCUCAUACACUGUUUUGUAGUAAGAAAUAAUGUGUUAUUCUUCACCAAAUGUUUCGUGAACAUCUCAGCUUUACUCAUCUAAAAUUGUAUAAAUGAUCUUGAAGUGCCUUCUACCCUGUUUAAGCCAUUGUCUUGUGUCUUUUUUACAUUUCUAAUAAACAAAUACACAUUUA